CAUCCCGUCACUCCGUCGAAUGAGUCCCUGUGACUCGUGCCUUUCAGGCCAUGCUCCCAACCGUUGAGCCUCGCACUUCAACACUAUAGCAACCCCUCCUCGCGGUGGCCGCAGCGCCGAACAACUAGAAACUCUUCGAAUCUUUAAUCAAUUGAUCAAUUAGUCCAGAUUCGGAAGCUAAUCUUCUCAACAUUUGAGCGAGGAAAUUGCGUCCUCUUGUACAGAGAAGAAUGAGGGCAGGGAAAGGGAAUCAGGAGGACGAUGAGUACGAGGAGGAGGAGUUCGGUUCUAAAAAGGAAGGUCCUUCGUCUACGCCUAAUAGCAAUAACACCGGCAAAGAUACAAAAGCUAUUGAUAAAGCUAGUGCUAUAAGAUCGAAACAUUCAGUUACUGAGCAGCGAAGGCGGAGCAAGAUAAAUGAGAGAUUCCAGAUAUUAAGAGAUCUCAUACCUCAUAGUGAUCAAAAGAGGGAUACUGCAUCAUUCCUAUUAGAGGUCAUUGAGUAUGUCCAGUACUUACAAGAGAAGGUGCAAAAGUAUGAAGGUUCAUAUCAGGGUUGGGGUCAAGAGCCCACAAAGUUGAUGCCUUGGAGAAACAGUCACUGGCGUGUUCAAGGCUAUGGCCAACAUCAAGCUGUGAAGAAUGGUUCUGGUCCUGUGUCACCUUUCCGGAAGUUUGAUGAAAGCAACAUUAGUGUCUCUCCCACUGUGCUCAGUGGCUCCCAAAAUACGAUCGACCCUGAACAGAGCAGGGAUAUUAUCAGUAAAACAGUGGAGAGGCAAGCUGAGUUAGAAUGCAAGGCAGUACCUCUUCCAAUGCCUAUGCAUGCAAACAUGUCUGUUCCUGUCAGAAGCGAUGGUGCACUAGCCCAUCCUCUUCAGGGGCCUGUUUCUGAUGGGCAAUCAGCUGAAUGUCCAGCCAAUAGUGAACCUCAGAACCAACAGGAAGAGCUGACAAUUGAGGGAGGAACAAUCAACAUCUCAAGUGUAUACUCUCAAGGGCUGUUACACAACCUGACUCAAGCGCUACAGAGUGCUGGUUUAGAUCUCUCACAGGCUAGCAUUUCUGUUCAAAUUAAUCUUGGUAAGCGGGCAAACAAA
Messenger RNA from Neltuma alba, 1100 nucleotides. Its product is annotated as transcription factor BIM2-like. Lineage: Eukaryota; Viridiplantae; Streptophyta; Magnoliopsida; Fabales; Fabaceae. The record is from RefSeq and is a predicted model, not a curated record. Gene Ontology annotation, biological process: DNA-templated transcription. Gene Ontology annotation, molecular function: DNA-binding transcription factor activity; protein dimerization activity.